This is a messenger RNA of Carassius auratus (goldfish), 2853 nucleotides long. RefSeq names its product synaptotagmin-like 1 (gene sytl1). Gene Ontology annotation, molecular function: neurexin family protein binding; small GTPase binding. The transcript has 15 exons. Lineage: Eukaryota; Metazoa; Chordata; Actinopteri; Cypriniformes; Cyprinidae. The record is from RefSeq and is a predicted model, not a curated record. Bases 359 to 1987 code for a protein of 542 amino acids. Gene Ontology annotation, biological process: intracellular protein transport; exocytosis. Gene Ontology annotation, cellular component: plasma membrane; exocytic vesicle.
ACAUGGAUAACAUGCUGUGUGAACGUGAAGUGAUUAGUAAAAGAAGUGCAUACUCGGUGAAGUGUGAGAAUCCGGUUCGUAUUUUGCUCUGUGCCAGAGGGCGGGUGUGAGAGAGUGCCAGUCCUGCCAAAUCAGACACAAACGAGUGUGUGUUUAGAAACAACCGACAGCUAAACUUGACAGAAAAACUACGAGAAUGGCCAAGCCUGAAGACAUUCGAUGAGGAAAAGUGCAUUCGUGAUUACCACAACUACUUCAAUUCCCACAUUUCCAUCUGCGACUCUUGGGUGUGGAUUCUCAAAAAUCGCAUCUAAAUCAUCUUAAUAACCAGGUGUGAUCAGUGUGAGGUGUGCCUGUAAUGGAAGGGGAACCUUUCCUAGAUCUGUGUCACCUGACUGAGGUGGAGCAGACUGUUAUUUUCAGCGUUCUGCAGAGAGAUGCUGAACUACGCAACAAAGAGGAAGGGAGAAUACGGAAACUGCAGCAGACGGUGUCAGAUCCUGUCCGUCUGCGCACUCUCUCGGGCGCGUGGUUUCAUGAAGAGCGUGCUAAGAGAUAUCAAAAGGGAGGAGCUGAUGUUGUUCAUUCUUCAAUACGCCAUAAGAGGCGUGUAAAAGAUAUACCUCUGACAUCAAUAUUUACAGAAGAAAAAGGUAACUCUUCUCAGCUACAUGAGCAGCGAGAGGAAGACAAAAAUACAGAGAGAGAAUUGCAGGAAAAUAUUAGUGUAAGAGAGGAUGACAAUGGCCAGGAAGAGAAGGAAAGAGAAAAAGAAGAUGGGGAAAGUUGCAUUCCCUUGGUUAGCCCUGAACAACAAUCCAGGAUUAUAGACAUCACAAAGAGCAAUACAGCAAAAGAAAACUGUGUUAAAGAAAGUGUUGGAGAGUCUGAGGACAAAGAGAAGAGAAUUUUGCUGAAUACGUCACCAUCUCUGCAGAUUGAUUCGGAGGGUGAUGGGGACAUGGACUCUGGCAGCACUGAAGUAGACUAUACUAGGUUUGGGUCAGUUAGCAGCUUGGCCUCCCAUCAUAUGAUGAACGGCAGUUUGAUGAGCCUGUACAGUGUGGGCGAUUUCGGGGAUGUCGUGGUAUCAGGGCGGAUCCAGUUCUCGGUGCAGUAUGAUGUCAAGAAAGAGGAGCUUCAUGUGCACAUAAUACGCUGCCAAGAUCUUGCGUCGGCCCGUAAACAUCGAUCAGACCCGUAUGUUAAAGUUUACCUUCUCCCUGACAACACAUCCCGCAGUAAGAAAAAAACUGCAGUGAAGAGGAAAACAUUAAAUCCAGUCUAUGAUGAAACCAUGAAAUACAGAGUGCGCAGACUGGAGCUCAAGGCUCGUGUGCUGAGUAUGUCAGUCUGGCACAUGGAGAGAAUGAGGAGAAACCUCUUCCUGGGGGAAGUGGAAGUGAGGCUGGCUCAGUGGGACUGGAGCCAGAGCCAACCAACCUGGCACAACCUCCAGCCAAGAGUGAAGUUGAGUCCAGAUGACAUCAUCAGCAGAGGAACCAUUCUGUUCUCAAUUAAGUUUGUACCUCCAGGUUCAGACGGAAGUGGUUGUCCACCGACUGGUGAGCUCCAUAUUUGGUUGAGGGAGAUUGUUGGUCUACUGCCCUCUAAACGUGGCGCACCUAGUACAUAUGUAAAAAGCGUGGUAUUACCAGAUGAGAGUGGCAUCAGUGGCCAGCAGACUCGGAUGGUGCGAGGAUCUGUCAACCCAGUGUUCAACCACACCAUGGUUUAUGACGGGUUUCAGUCUAGCGACCUCAUUCAGGCCUGUGCAGAGAUAACGGUCUGGAAUCAACAUCCCUCCAGCUGUCUGGGCGGAGUGCGACUCAGCACAGGCUCAGGUGUGAGUUAUGGUCAGGCUGUCUGCUGGAUGGACUCAACAGAAGAUGAGAUUAGUGCGUGGUCAAGUGUGAUUCAGUGCCCCAACAGCUGGGUAGACACCAGCCUACCAAUCAGAACCAAUUUACAGCUCUGUUCUGAUUGAAUAGGUCUUUGUUUAACCUAUUCACCCUGUGACUUUGGUUGUGUAACAUUCUGGAAUACACCACACACAUUUCCCUCCAAUCUUUGACCCAGCUUGAAGUCUGGAUGAGUUGAAGCUAGUUGGCAAAAGUCAACACCAGUUUCCAACUGUUAGAUGCUGGAGUUGAUAGAUUUCACAGAACAUUUUGUAGUAUGUAAUGGGCACAGACUAUGGUUUGUAGCUUCAGACUAUGACUCCAUCCAGUUUGAGGAUAUCAAAUGUUUUUAUAUUUUGAGCCAAUUUUAGAACACGGUGUAUGACAGUGUAUUUUAGCGGUGUAUGACAUAACCUAACUGACUUGACACUAUUCAUCUCCAACCACGGUAGCAAUCUCUACAGGACAAAAAUUAGAUCCCCCCUCCUUUACAUAAAAUGGAGCAAAUUAUAUAAGGGGAAUAGAAACAAACAUUUUUGCAUUAUGGAUUUUUCACAAAAUAGUCCUCACACAUUUCUUUGAGUAUGUUGCCAAAUAAUAUGAUACAGUUUUGUUUAACGUUGUUGUAAGAUUAAGUGUUUUUUUUUUUGCUAGAGUUUGCUAGUGUCAUGCAAAUCUAGAGGGGAAUGAUAAUUAAUUGUCAAACUUUAACUGUCCUCUUAUGGGAAUAAUUAUAUUUACAUUUUUCUACUUGUGGUCUCAUAGAAGGUCAAGCCACAUAUGUAAUGAAAUACUAACUGCUGAUUAAAACCACACAUUUGUAUUUACAAACAAAAACAAAAAAACUAUGAAAUCAGAAUAUAUUAUUGUACAUAUUUUUGUCAAACUGUUUGAUAAUCUUUUUCGAAAGAAGUGCUUAUUUUUACUUGCAUUAGGAUGAAUAAAAAAAUAG